CCCUCCCGCGCGCCCGCCCGCCGCCCGCCGCUGCCUCCAGAGCUCUGUAGUAUGGCAUCGAGGAGAAUGGAGACCAAGCCUGUGAUAACCUGUCUCAAAACCCUCCUCAUCAUCUACUCCUUCGUCUUCUGGAUCACUGGGGUGAUCCUGUUGGCUGUUGGAGUCUGGGGCAAACUCACUCUCGGCACCUAUAUCUCCCUCAUCGCUGAGAACUCCACCAAUGCUCCCUACGUGCUCAUUGGAACUGGCACCACUAUCGUCGUUUUUGGCCUGUUCGGAUGCUUUGCUACAUGCCGCGGCAGCCCAUGGAUGCUGAAACUGUAUGCCAUGUUUUUGUCCCUGGUGUUCCUGGCUGAGCUCGUAGCUGGCAUUUCAGGGUUUGUGUUUCGUCAUGAGAUCAAGGAUACCUUCCUGAGGACUUACACGGAUGCCAUGCAGAAUUACAAUGGGAAUGAUGAGAGGAGCCGGGCAGUGGAUCAUGUGCAGCGCAGCCUGAGCUGCUGUGGCGUGCAGAACUACACCAACUGGAGCACCAGCCCCUACUUCCUGGAGCACGGCAUCCCCCCUAGUUGCUGCAUGAACGAAACUGAUUGUAAUCCCCAGGAGCUACACAACCUGACCGUGGCUGCCACCAAAGUUAACCAGAAGGGUUGUUAUGAUCUGGUGACCAGUUUCAUGGAGACUAACAUGGGAAUCAUCGCUGGUGUGGCGUUUGGAAUUGCAUUCUCCCAGUUGAUUGGCAUGCUGCUGGCCUGCUGUCUGUCCCGGUUCAUCACGGCCAACCAGUAUGAGAUGGUGUAAGGAGAAGUCUUUCAAGAACGGCGGAAUAAGAGACCUGUUUUAAAAAGGAACUUCAGCAAUCUUUGAAAGACUUCCAAAGAAUGUUAGAGCACAGUACAUAAUACACCUGCACCCGCACCCCUUUACCCCACCCCACCCCCAGCGUGCAGCCAACACUCCCACAUAUUCUCUGCUCCACCCUUCAGCCCACGUCAUGUGUAGCGUUCCAUUUUGUGAAGCCCCAUUGUGCCACAGAGUAUAGCCAGGUUCCCCUGCAGCUCGUCCUAGUGGAUCCCACUCUUGAGGCCCUGUGUGUGCCAGCUCCUCCAUCUGUACUUGGUCCAACUGCAGCUCAUCAUAGGUGACUGGUCAUUGUACCAUCACUGGCCCCAUUGGGCCCUGCAUGUAGUGUGGGAGGCUCCAGUUAGCCCUUUACCAUGAUCGAUAAAUGCCACACACCUUAUGUAGUAGAUAAGCAGACUAUAGAUAUCUGUUCUUUUGGCUUAAUCUCAUUUGGUUUGGUUUUCCCUUUACUAAGGCUCUUUCCUACCUUCUUCAGACUGCCCAGAACAUGUAAAGAAAUAGAUCGGCAUUGUCCAUGAGGAGACAGAAGCAUGAAGGCAGUUGUUGUUGAGCUUUAGUUGGCCUCCUUGCUUGUUACUGUUAACAUGCCUGGGUAUGUAUAGACAGUUUAGUCCACCUGUAUAAUCCUGUUAUCAAGUUGUGUUGUUGCUUCCCGUGAAGGUAAUGAUAUUACUUUUGUUUUUUCCCAGUUAAUUGCUAUCGUGUUAUUUCAGUUCUUCUUUCCAUAUAUUUUCUUGCAUUGACAUUACAGACAUUGAGGACCUCAUCAGGUCAAUAUAUAAAUGAGUGUGAGGGGAGAAUAAAAGUCAAAAUAUCUUAAAAAGAACUUUAAAAAUAAUGCCUCUGUCUAGCAUGCCAACAAGAAUGCAUUGAUAUUGUGAACAUUUGUGAUACAUGUAUUAAUAAAUAGAGCCAUUACAAA
Molecule: messenger RNA, 1786 nt
Organism: Choloepus didactylus (southern two-toed sloth)
Lineage: Eukaryota; Metazoa; Chordata; Mammalia; Pilosa; Megalonychidae
Gene: TSPAN7
Product: tetraspanin 7
Exons: 8
Coding region: 52-801 (249 amino acids)
Cellular component (GO): membrane
Source: RefSeq, a predicted model, not a curated record